GCAGACAGAGCCCCGUGUGCGGUUAGCUCGGAGCUAAAGCUAAAAACACUUUGUUAAAAUGUCCAAAGGCCAAACGCUGAGAGCUUUGGUGAAUGAGCGGCUGACUGCGGCUGCUGAAGAGAUCUUUGCGCUGUUUGAAAGAACGAUAGCGGAGUAUGAGGAGGAACUGUGUCGCUCCAAAGAGGAGAACCAGAGGAACCAGGACACUCCACAGACUCCACGGAUUAAAGAGGAGCCAGAGGAGCAGAGCGUCAAACAGGAGGAAGACACGCUCCCAGCACAGCUCCUAAUGGGCGUCCCAGAGUCCAGUGCUGUCUGUGUGAAGACAGAAGAGUCCUCACUGCUUCAACAUAGACAAACUGAGCACAGAGAGGAAACACAGGGAGAGGACAUCAGCACAGAGCCACAUUUACACUCAGAGACUGAGGGACACAUGGAGCACUCCUCUGACACUGACAAUGAUGAAGACUGGAGAGCUCCAUUCAGCUGUUCAGCUACACAGAUGGAGACAGAGGCUGAUGGAGACCACUGCAAACAAGUCCAGAAAGGCCAAACGCUGAGAGCUUUGGUGAAUGAGCGGCUGACUACGGCUGCUGAAGAGAUCUUUGCGCUGUUUGAAAGAACGAUAGUGGAGUAUGAGGAGGAACUGUGUCGCUCCAAAGAGGAGAACCAGAGGAACCAGGACACUCCACAGACUCCACGGAUUAAAGAGGAGCCAGAGGAGCAGAGCAUCAAACAGGAGGAAGACACGCUCCCAGCACAGCUCCCAGUGGGCAUCCCAGAGUCCAGUGCUGUCUGUGUGAAGACAGAAGAGUCCUCACUGCUUCAACAUAGACAAACUGAGCACAGAGAGGAAAUACAGGGAGAGGACAUCAGCACAGAGCCACAUUUACACUCAGAGACUGAGGGACACAUGGAGCACUCCUCUGACACUGACAAUGAUGAAGACUGGAGAGCUCCAUUCAGCUGUUCACCUUCACAGAUGGAGACAGACACUGAUGGAGACCACUGCAACCAAGUCCAGAUCGGAGCCGGAAGCACUGCUGCACCAAACUCAGGCCUAUCCUCCAAAUACAAGUCUGCACCAGAGACCAGUGCCACUGUGAACUAUGGAGACAUGUCAGGAACAGCCCAAGGAGCUGACAAGAAGAAACAUCAGUGCUCUGUGUGUAUGAAGAGGUUUGUACAUAAGCAGAAUUUACGAAGACACAUUAGAGUUCACACAGGAGAGAGACCAUUCAGCUGUUUAAUAUGUGAGAAAACAUUUACUACAAAGGCCAGUCGAGAUGUACAUGUAAAGGUACACACCGGUGAGCGACCUUACAGCUGUUCAACAUGUCAGAAGGCAUUUGCCAUAAAGAGUAAUCUAGAGCAACAUAAGAAAACACACACUGGUAAGAGACCUUACAGUUGUUUAACCUGUGAGAAAACUUUUUCGCAUAAGGCCUAUCUACAUCGACAUAUAAGGAUACAUACAGGUGACCGACCUUUCGGCUGUUCAACAUGUCAGAAGACAUUUCCCAAAAAGGGUACACUAGAGCAACACAAGAGAACACACACUGGUGAGAGACCUUACAGUUGUUUAACCUGUGAAAAAACAUUUUCUCAUAAGGCCGCUCUGCGUCGACAUGUAAGAAUACACACAGGUGAAAGACCCUUCAGCUGUUCAACAUGUAAGAAGACAUUUGCCAUAAAGGGUACACUAGAGCAACAUGAGAGAACACACACUGGUGAAAGACCUUACAGCUGUUUAACCUGUAAGAAAGCAUUUACUCAAAAGUGUAGUCUAGAUGCACAUUUGAGAAUACACACUGGUGAGAGACCUUACAGUUGUUCCAUUUGUGAUAAAGGGUUUAAACUUAAACAACAUUUGAAUAAACACAUGAACACUCACAAAACAGAAAGUGACUGAAAAAUAAUUGAUUGUGUUCAUGAGAUGUUUUAACGAGAAUUCUGUGUUUGAGUCUGCUGCUUCAUUUUUAAUGAAAAUCCUGCCACAAUAAAAAGUUUUGUUUUUAUUAAAGUCAAAUUUGAACACC
This is a messenger RNA of Periophthalmus magnuspinnatus, 2039 nucleotides long. RefSeq names its product zinc finger protein 250-like. The transcript has 3 exons. The coding region runs from base 59 to 1912 and encodes 617 amino acids. The record is from RefSeq and is a predicted model, not a curated record. Gene Ontology annotation, molecular function: DNA-binding transcription factor activity, RNA polymerase II-specific; RNA polymerase II cis-regulatory region sequence-specific DNA binding. NCBI's taxonomy places the organism in Eukaryota, Metazoa, Chordata, Actinopteri, Gobiiformes, Gobiidae.